Messenger RNA from Rhododendron vialii, 1114 nucleotides. Its product is annotated as PKS-NRPS hybrid synthetase cheA-like. The record is from RefSeq and is a predicted model, not a curated record. Gene Ontology annotation, cellular component: mitochondrion. Gene Ontology annotation, molecular function: methylmalonate-semialdehyde dehydrogenase (acylating, NAD+) activity; malonate-semialdehyde dehydrogenase (acetylating, [NAD(P)+]) activity. The transcript has 2 exons. Lineage: Eukaryota; Viridiplantae; Streptophyta; Magnoliopsida; Ericales; Ericaceae. The coding region runs from base 242 to 808 and encodes 188 amino acids. Gene Ontology annotation, biological process: L-valine catabolic process; thymine catabolic process.
UACAACUAUUCGGAUAUUAAUAUCCAAAUAUUGUCAACAUUUUUGGACUCUUAUAUUCGAAUUUAGUGCCAGUUUUCAGAUAUUAAUAUCUGAAUAAAACUGCAGAAAAUCCUACACUUACCUGGUUGGUCUUUGGGUGUUACAGGUUGACACUUCAACACUUGGUAGUUUUGUAGGGCCAUCGACUAUACCUAUUUCAACUUGUCCUUCAUACGAUUAUACGGAGCAUUUUACAACGGAGAUGGUUUUUCUAUCCGAUGAAGCGUUGGUAGAUUGGAUAAGAUGCACUGGUAAACAACACGGGUUUAUCAUUGUGAUUAAGGGUUCUGAGAAAUGUAUUAAGAAUCGCACACCUAGGAUGAGAUUUUCAUGUGAAAGGAGUGGUAAGUAUAGGCCGUUUGUGAAGAAAGUUGAUGGGAAGGAGGUAGCUGUGAAGAAGAGAGUACGGUCCACGGGCACCAAAAAAUGUGAAUGCCCAUUUGAAUUGAAAGCUGUAAAGGGCAAUGAUGGUUGGACUAUCUCUGUCCACAAUGGCACCCAUAACCAUCCUCCAGCGGUGUACUUGGAGGGCCAUUCGUAUGCCGGGAGGUUGUCGGCAGAGCAGACUAGCACGGUGGUUGAUUUGUCAGUUGCUUUGGUGAAACCCAAAGAAAUCUUAACCCAUUUGAAGGUUCAAGAUCCUGAGAACGUAACGUCUAUCAAAACCGUGUACAAUGUACGACACAAGUAUCGAGUGAUAGAGAAAGCUGGAAAAUCUCAAAUGCAACAUUUGUUGGAUCGGCUAGAAAAGUACCACUACGUUCAUUGAGCCCGUGGGAAUGAGACUGAGAAUGUCACAGAGUUGUUUUGGUCUCCUCCAUCUGCCGGGGAGAUGUUACGUGCUUUUCCCCACGUUUUAAUGAUGGAUUGCACAUACAAGACGAAUAAGUACAAGUUUCCUUUGCUUCAAAUUGUUGGUGUAACAUCGACUGAGAUGACUUUUUGUGCAGCAUUUGCUUUCAUGGAGUGUGAAAAAACGGAAAACUACACUUGGGUCUUGGAGAAGCUAAAAGGCAUGAUGGAUCCCAACGCGCUUCCGUCCGUUAUUGUCACAGAUAGAGAGUUGGCGCUUAUG